AUGCGAAUGGUUGCGUUCAAAGUUCGUAAUAAUAUGGCGCCGAAAAAUAAGGUAGUUUCUAUUAAAGAAAAAAUGGAAAUUAUUAAUGUUUUCGAAAAAGAUAAAUUAUCAGUACAUGGAAUUGCAAAAAGGUUGAAUAUUGGCAAAACACAAGCUGCUGAAAUCAAUAAAAAUAAAGAAAAAAUUCGUUCUAAAUGGGAGUCUGGAGUUAAUGUUCAUCAAAAGCGAAGCUUUCUUAAAGAAGGCGGCUCUGAAAUAGACAAGAUGUGUUUUAAUUGGUUCGCUAAGGCUAGAAGUCAAAACAUUCCGAUUUCUGGUCCCAUUUUGAAAGCAAAGGCAGUGGAAAUUGCAGGCAAACUUGGUGUACCUAAUUUUAAUGCUUCAGAUGGAUGGUUAAACAAAUGGCGAAUAAGGAAUAAUGUUGCUUUCAAAUGCGUAUCUGGUGAAGCUGCAGAUGUAAACCAGGAUGGUGUCGAACAGUUUAGGACAAAACUGCCAUCUCUGUUGACUGGUUACAAGCCUCAAGGCAUUUACAACGCAGACGAAAGUGAGCUUUCGGUACACUAUCAAAGGAAAGACUCACAAUUUUGUUCUGUGCUAACAUGGCUGGAGAUAAGGAGCUGCUUUUGGUUAAAGGUAAAGCAGCCCGUCCUCGAUCUUUUAAACAUGUUCGAAUCGCAAAACUGCUAG
Molecule: messenger RNA, 690 nt
Organism: Anastrepha obliqua
Lineage: Eukaryota; Metazoa; Arthropoda; Insecta; Diptera; Tephritidae
Product: tigger transposable element-derived protein 4-like
Exons: 3
Coding region: 1-690 (229 amino acids)
Cellular component (GO): nucleus
Molecular function (GO): DNA binding
Source: RefSeq, a predicted model, not a curated record